This is a messenger RNA of Plasmodium inui San Antonio 1, 597 nucleotides long. RefSeq lists its product as hypothetical. The transcript has 8 exons. The record is from RefSeq and is a predicted model, not a curated record. Bases 1 to 597 code for a protein of 198 amino acids. NCBI's taxonomy places the organism in Eukaryota, Apicomplexa, Aconoidasida, Haemosporida, Plasmodiidae.
AUGAAUCUUCCUCUUAAAAUUUUGAGUUUUCUUUCUUGUUUUAUGUUUGGAGAAUUGUGUCUCAUUCGAAACAGUUUGAGCUUAACAAUAAGCAGAGGCCCGGUCGACUUGCCCCGCGAGAGGAAGCUCAACUUAGGGCUGCGCAAGUACCAUCGCACUAGUCCCCCCGAGGAAGAUGCCGACAAUGAAAUACAUACAGAAAUGAACGAAGACACCGACGAGUUGGAGGAUAUUACAAACAAAGCAAAUUUCCCCUACCCACAAUCCGAGAACAUCUAUAUAAAACACCAGGAGAAUUAUGACAUCCCGCCAUGGCUAGCUGAAAUGAUUAAUUUGUCCAACACAAGCAAACAUACGUUAGAAUCGCUAGGUGUUGAAAAUCUGCCCGAUGUCGACUCAUGUAGAGCUGUACAAAAUUUGAAAGAGCAAAUGCUGUGCAUACUUUCUGCGCUAGAGGAUAUUAAGCGGGUCUAUCAGGAUGCAAAGGACAUAACCAGCUUAACCGCGAGGGUUUUAGCCGGGGGGAGACUGGCCGUCCGGGCCCUGUCUAGACUGAAGACCUUGGCAUCCGCCUUUGAAAAUAGGCAACUCAUGUAA